CACUGUCAGUCAUCUUUGGAACGCUCUCGGGGAGGCUAUUUCCAGUGCAGCUCCAACUUGAAUGGUCUACUUUACCUGUAAUGCGGGACCGUUGGAAGCUAGAGCUUUUUGGUUAGGCGUUCCAAUUUCUUCUAUUAAUUUAAGAAGUGGAUAUACGCAGUAUGUUAUGUUUGAUUUGUAUUGUUUACAUGGUGCUGUCAUGGAGCUAAGCUAAUGCUAGCAUGCUAACCUUCGCCCACAAUAGGCACAAAUAAGGUUUAUAAAACUCUUGAGUUUAAGUUAUCAUAAUCGGAUUUGGAAUAUAACAUUAUCAGACUUGUGUCUUGAGUUUUAUUGUGUCUCUAGUUGUUUUUAAAGCCAGUGUAAUUUAUAUUUUAGUAAAAAAAAAUUUUUUUUGAAAAUAAUUUGAAUGUCAAUUCAUAUAAAUUUUGUGUUUCUAUAUGACUUCAAUAAAUUCUGACACCUGGCAACGAACUUACAAGUACCUUCUGUCAAAACAGACCACAAUUAUGGCUGUAAUACAAAGAGGUGAUGAACUACAGCCAUUACAACUGAGUAUGUCCAAUUCAGGCCUGAGCUCAGAAAAUGGGGCAAUGGGAACAGUGUUACUUCAUUUCUUCAGUCUGAUUCCUUAACUCCUUUAGUAAAAUAAUCAUUCAAGUUGGACUGUAAAUUAUGUAUCUUAGCCAACUGUGGGUAAUUAUUAUUAUUGUUUUUAUUAUUAGUUGUAUUAUUCCAUGCAAACUGAUGGCACAGGACUUUUGAAAAACAAACAAGCAAAAAAACAAUUGUAUAAACAUAUAUCUGAGGGUUAAACAUUAACUUUUCAGGGUAAUCAUUGUCAAAAUUUAAAUGGAUUCCAAAAGCUAAAUUCAUUCAGUAUCUUGUACUAUCAGCCUUUUUCAAAUGCUCCACCCUAUUCUCAGAAAUUGAAACUGAUCUCCCUCUCUCUCUGUCUCUGCUGUCAUAACUGGAUGCAACGGAUGAAGUGAUCAGUAGAUGUUUGCUGUUAAACUUUAAUAUGACUGACUUUCAACACACCUGGAAACAGUGAAACCUGCUGAGUGUGACAUCAGAAAAAUGGCAGAAUCUUCUUCUGAUGAUCAAAAUCCUUUCAAUUGUCCUAUCUGUCUUCAUCUUCUAAAGGACCCAGUAACUACAGCUUGUGGGCACAGUUACUGUAUGAAAUGUAUUGAAGAGUACUGGGAUCGGGAUAGUCAGAAGGGAGUUUACAGCUGCCCUCAGUGCAGACAGACGUUCACUCCAAGACCAGCUCUCAGCAGAAGCACUGUGCUGGCUGAAGUUGUAGAGAGAAUGAAGAGGGCAGAACCAGAAUCUGUAAAAGCCUCAUCUUUACUGGGUUGUGCUGUGUCAGGGGAUGUGGAGUGUGAUGUCUGCAUGGAGACAAAACUAAAAGCCAUCAAGUCUUGUCUUGUGUGUUUGGCUUCUUACUGUGAAACUCACAUCCAAACUCAUUAUACGUCUUCUGCAUUAAAGCGUCACAAACUGCUCAAUGCCUCGCCACACCUACAGCAGCAGAUCUGCUCUCAACAUGAUAAACCACUGGAGCUGUACUGCUGCCAAGAUCAGCAGUUGAUAUGCAUGCAAUGUGCUUUAAUUAACCACCAGAAUCAUAGUAUAGCUUCACCUGAAGCAAGAAGAAAAGAAAUACAGCGACAGUUGAAAUCAAAUCAGGAUGGCCUACAAGAGAAUAUACAUCAGCGAGAGAUGAAGAUAGAGGAGUUAAGACAAGCUGUGGACUCUCAUAAACGUUCAGCACAGGCUGCAGUGAAGCACAGUGAGACAAUCUUUACAGAGCUGAUCAGCUCCAUGGAGAAAAGACGAGCCGAGAUCACAGAGAUUAUCAGAGCUCAAGAAAAGAAUGAAGUAAGAAGGGUCGAUGCGCUAAUAAAUACAUUGGAGCAAGAGAUCAGUGAUCUGAAGAAGAAAAACAAUGAACUGGGGCAACUUUCAUACAUCAAGGAUGAUGUCUGUUUCAUUCAGAAUUUCUCUUCUCUUUCCCGUUAUCAAUGUUCAACUUCAAGCAUGUGCAUCUCUGUCAAUCAGCAUCUGACAUUUGAGGAAAUACAAACAAUUGUCUCUGAGCUGAAAGGUCAUCUGGAUGAUCUCUGUGAAGAAGACGCUGUCAGGAUAUCAGAGAAAGUUCCCACUGUCCAUAUAAUGAGAAACAAUGAGACAAUCACAGAGUAUCUGCCAUCUCGACCCAAGACCAGAGAAGAGUUCCUUAAAUAUUCUUCUGAACUAAAUCUGAAUCUCUCUUCAGCCUGUAAUCAGCUCUGUUUAUGCGGCAUGACUGUGUCAAGGCGUGAUUCACUACAAAGCAGUGUGUUUGGCACUUCUAUUCCUCCGCGAGAUAGCGGCUUUGGCUUUACUAGUCAAGACAGAAACAGCGGCUUUGGCUUUACUAGUCAAGACAGAAACAGCGGCUUUGGCUUUACUAGUCAAGACAGAAACAGCGGCUUUGGCUUUGCUAGGCAAGACAGAAACAGCGGCUUUGGCUUUGCUAGGCAAGACAGAAACAGCGGCUUUGGCAUUGCUGGGCAAGACAGAAACAGCGGCUUUGGCUUUACUAGUCAAAACAGAAACAGCAGCUUUGGCUUUGCUAGGCAAGACAGAAACGGCGGCUUUGGCAUUGCUGGGCAAGACAGAAACGGCGGCUUUGGCUUUGCUGGGCAAGACAGAAACGGCGGCUUUGGCUUUGCUGGGCAAGACAGAAACAGCGGCUUUGGCUUUGCUGGGCAAGACAGAAAGAGUGUCUUUGGUGAUCAGGGAAUUGAUGACCGUUUUAGAAAUGUUACAUAUCAGGUGUUGUGUAAUGAGAGUCUAUCUGGACGCUGUUAUUUUGAAGUUCAGUGGCGAGGAACAGGUUGCUCUAUUGCAUUCUCAUACGACCAGAUUCAACAAGGAGGAACUUUUGCCUUUGGACACAACAACAGAUCUUGGAAAUUUGACUUUCAAACAGCUCAUUAUCAUGUAUGGCACAAUAACCAACAGGAUAAAAUUCCACUGGUCUCUAAAAUUGGAGUGUUUCUGGAUCAGGAGGCAGGAAUUGUGUCCUUUUACAAUGUCUCUGACAAAAUGAACCUUCUACACAGAAUCCAGACCACAUUCACUGGGCCCCUCUAUCCUGGGUUUUCAUUUCAGGAUUGGGAAAAUGACUCAUCAGUGACCAUUUGUUGUCUGUAGUCUUUAAACCUAAAUUAGUAGAUCUAAUCUUUGUUAAAGCAAUCACUGAAAACAUAAUGAAUUCUACAUUGCAACAUAAACUGUUUCUGAUCACAUUGUAAAAUAUAUCCAGAUGUUCACAUUCAGUUUUGUAAAAGCAUUAUGCUGAAUUGUGUUAAUAGUACUGACCUUAAGAAUAGUGCCAAUAGGUCAAUUCAUCCCAUUAAAUAGGUUUUCAAAAUAUUGGUAUAUGGUAUUUUGGUUGUCUUUAUUUAUUUAUUUAUUUUUUGGCCACAUACUAAAGUCAGUGGCUGAAGUUGUUUAAUCUUAACCUCCAACUCAGGGAAGUGUUUUUCUUUCUUUCUUUCUUUCUUUCUUUCUUUCUUUCU
This is a messenger RNA of Myxocyprinus asiaticus (Chinese sucker), 3575 nucleotides long. Its product is annotated as E3 ubiquitin-protein ligase TRIM47-like. NCBI's taxonomy places the organism in Eukaryota, Metazoa, Chordata, Actinopteri, Cypriniformes, Catostomidae. The coding region runs from base 1081 to 3207 and encodes 708 amino acids. The record is from RefSeq and is a predicted model, not a curated record. Gene Ontology annotation, molecular function: zinc ion binding; protein binding. The transcript is spliced from 9 exons.